GUGCGCUUCCAGGGAGUGAUCAAGGAGAAGCGAGCAUGGGCACUUUGGCUGGGGCUGCAGGAGCCAGAUCUCUCCUGCUGAUGCAGCGAGGUGCAGCCUCUGUUAUUUACCAGCGUGGAAUCUGUUCUGUUUUCUCCGCGCCGUGGAGACCGUCUCUCAACCCCUGCCUGUCGCUGGAGCCGGCGAGAGUCUCCCCGGGUCUCCCUGGGCUAGCAACGCCAUGGAUUCACCAACAGGUUCGCACCAAAGCCCGUGGCAACGAGUACCAGCCGUCAAAUCUCAAACGCAAGCACAAACACGGCUGGAUCAAACGCAUCCGCGAAGCCAGUGGGAUUCGAGUCAUUCUCCGAAGGAUGCUGAAAGGGAGGAAGUCUCUGAGCCAUUGACCCAUCGGAAGGGAAGCUGAAGUGAGAAAAGCGCAAGCUCUGACUGUCAGCCACUUUUCUUUCUAUUUAGGGGAUGACGAACUUUACAACAGAUCUUCCAUUCCAAACAAUAUGGGUUUUGCUUUCCUGUCUUGCAUUGUGGAUCUAGGAUUCUUUCUUCUAGGAUAAUUCAGCGGCUGAACUCUCUUCUAGUGUCAAAAUGAACCAUUAGCAAUGUGUGUAUUAAAACAACAGCCGUGAAUGCCUGAGAUGUCAAUAUUAAAAGCUGCCCUAUAUAAU
Elgaria multicarinata webbii is the source of this 665-nucleotide messenger RNA. RefSeq names its product mitochondrial ribosomal protein L34 (gene MRPL34). NCBI's taxonomy places the organism in Eukaryota, Metazoa, Chordata, Lepidosauria, Squamata, Anguidae. Gene Ontology annotation, molecular function: structural constituent of ribosome. Gene Ontology annotation, cellular component: mitochondrial large ribosomal subunit; ribosome. Bases 36 to 386 code for a protein of 116 amino acids. Gene Ontology annotation, biological process: translation. The record is from RefSeq and is a predicted model, not a curated record. The transcript has 2 exons.